Molecule: messenger RNA, 1119 nt
Organism: Necator americanus (New World hookworm)
Lineage: Eukaryota; Metazoa; Nematoda; Chromadorea; Rhabditida; Ancylostomatidae
Exons: 3
Coding region: 1-1119 (372 amino acids)
Biological process (GO): mitotic DNA integrity checkpoint signaling; DNA integration; replication fork processing
Cellular component (GO): condensed chromosome; site of double-strand break; nucleus
Molecular function (GO): DNA topoisomerase binding; histone H3K4 methyltransferase activity; single-stranded DNA binding
Source: RefSeq, a predicted model, not a curated record
AUGAAAGUGAAAAGAAAAACAGAAUUGGCUCAGCGUUUCGAGAUGCGAAUAAUUGUGCUACUGAGAGUCUCUGGAAAAGCAAGCUCUGCGCAAUCCCAGCGGAAUUUGUUGGCUUUGGAGAUUGAGGAUGUUGCUCAAAGAAAUUCUGUGCAAAUUACCCAGGAACGAUCGAAAAGCGAUCAACGCGAAGUAUUGGAGCAAUAUGCUUCAGCCCCUUCUGAGCGAUUUGUGCGCGCCUGGUUCCAGCGCUUCAAAGCCGGAAACAAGAAACCCGAAGAUGAGCCUCGCUCUGGUCGACCGACUGCAAUAUCGUUCGACGUACGGAAGAAUCUUCCGGAGCAUCUAUAUGAAGGUGUGCGGUAUUUUGCUGCCAAUCUUGGCUGUUCGCUGUCCACCGUGAGCAAUGGACUGCGCUCUCUCGGAACGGUGAGAAAGCUCGGACAUUGGCUCCCACAUGCAUUGAGCGACGGCAACCGCCAAAGACGCCUGGACAUCUGCACUCAGCUGCUCUCCAGAAGCCGCAGAUUCGACUGGCUGCACACCAUUGUCACUGAAGGUGAAAAAUUGGUCCUCUACGUCAACCACGCGCACAAACGUGCGUGGUGCGCUGGCGAUGAAAUGCCGGAUCCUUUCGUGAAAGGUGAAAUCCGUGAGAAGAAGGUCAUGCUGAGCGUCUGGUUGAGAGUUCAUGGAAUAUACCGCUUCGAACUACUGCCGGACAACACGACAGCUACUGCCGGGGUCUACUGCGCUCAACUACAAAGACUGGCCGACAAGAUCUGCAAGGAGCACCCGAAGCUCGACAACGUUCGCCUGCUGCAUGAUACCGCGCGCCCUCACGUCGCGAAGAAGACUUCCCAGAAAAUUCUGGAGCUCGGAUGGGAAGCUCUGCCGCACCCAUCGUACAGCCCAGAUCUGGACCCAAGCGACUACCGCCUCUUCCGAUCGCUUCAGCAUCACCUGGAAGAGAAGCGCUACGAUGAUCGUGAUCACCUCGAAAAUGACCCUCGGGCUUUCUUUGCCUCCAAGUCGCCGGAGUUCUACGCCAAAGGAAUCCGUGAUCUUGUGAAACAUUGGCAGAAGGUUGUCGAUGUCGAUGGAGAUUAUUUCGUCAAAUAA